This is a messenger RNA of Anthonomus grandis grandis, 4209 nucleotides long. Its product is annotated as probable phosphorylase b kinase regulatory subunit alpha. Bases 318 to 3959 code for a protein of 1213 amino acids. Gene Ontology annotation, cellular component: phosphorylase kinase complex. The record is from RefSeq and is a predicted model, not a curated record. Gene Ontology annotation, biological process: glycogen metabolic process. Lineage: Eukaryota; Metazoa; Arthropoda; Insecta; Coleoptera; Curculionidae. The transcript is spliced from 18 exons. Gene Ontology annotation, molecular function: calmodulin binding.
ACCUAUAUAUUUGUGUUCUGUGCUGUAGACACUACAUAAAUUAUUGCAACCCUAAUCUCACUUAUUUAUUUUUUACUGAAAACAGAAUCUCCUCACUUGUAUUUGAAAUUAUUUUUACGCUUGAAAUGUAAACACUAAAAUCUCUUAAAUUCCCAAGCAAAUCAGCUGAUAUAUCGGACAGAUUACACUCAUGAAUCGCUUGUAGACACCGCCGUCAUUGAGUUAUCAUUGAAAACAUAACCUCGCUUAUUUAUUUUUAUUUUUUAUUGCUAAUUAAUUAUCUCUCAGUUUCUAUAAAUUAAUAUCUAGACGUUAAAAUGCGGAGCCGAAGCAAUUCGGGGGUGCGCCUGGACUAUUACCAACGUAUAGUGCAUAAAAUUAUCAUGUCCAAACAAAACCCAGUGACUGGCUUAUUCCCUUUAAAUGAGCAUAACAACCAUGCCUGGAUAAGGAACAACGUUUACUGCAUUAUGUCCGUUUGGGGCCUCUCGAUGGCUUACAAGAAAAUGGCCGAUCAGGAUGAAGAUAGGGCCAAGACAUAUGAACUAGAACAAUCCUGCGUUAAACUUAUGAGGGGCCUUCUUAUGGCCAUGAUGCAACAAAAAGACAAAGUAGAAAGAUUCAAGCAAACCCAGAAUCCAUUAGAUUCUUUACAUGCAAAGUACUGCUCUGAAACUGGACAAAUAGUUGUGGGGGAUAAUGAAUGGGGGCACUUGCAAAUAGAUGCGAUCUCCCUGUAUUUGCUUAUUUUGGCUCAAAUGACUGCCUCGGGACUUCAGAUCAUUUUUAACUUAGACGAGGUGUCCUUCAUUCAAAACUUAGUUUUUUAUAUUGAGUGUGCCUACUGCACUCCUGAUUAUGGCAUAUGGGAAAGGGGAGAUAAAUCUAACCAUGGCCUUCCCGAGUUAAAUGCCAGCUCUAUUGGUAUGGCUAAGGCUGCCCUAGAAGCCAUGAAUGAAUUGGACUUAUUUGGGGCCAGGGGUGGCCCCUAUAGCGUUAUACACGUUUUAACUGAUGAGGCCCAAAAGUGUCAAGCUGUUUUGCAGUCAAUGUUGCCUAGGGAAUCCAGUUCAAAAGAAAUAGACAGUGGAUUGUUGUCAGUUAUUGGUUAUCCUGCUUUUGCAGUGGACAAUCCUAACCUCAUAAAUAUUACCAAGGAAACUAUUGUUGAGAAGUUGUUGGGCAGGUAUGGAUGCAAAAGGUUCUUAAGGGAUGGCUAUAAGACCCCUAAAGAGGAUCCUAAUAGGUUAUAUUAUGAACCUUGGGAGUUGAGGAUGUUCGAGAACAUUGAAUGCGAGUGGCCAAUGUUUUAUUGCUAUUUAAUACUGGACGCGUUAUUUUCGGGGGAUAAGGAUAUGGCUAUGGAGUAUAGUGAACGUUUAGAUGAGAUUAUGAUUAAAACCGAGGAUGGUAUUAAAUUGGUACCAGAACUGUAUGCUGUACCGGCAGAAUUGGUGGCGGCAGAAUACAAGGAACCCGGCACCCAAAAUCGAAUACCUUUGGGUCAAAGUCCGUUUUUAUGGGCUCAGUCUUUGUAUAUCAUUAGCAGACUUUUGCAAGAGAACUUUUUGGCACCAGGAGAGUUAGAUCCCCUGAACCGUCGCCUAUGUGCUGAAAAGAAGCCAGACGUGGUAGUUCAGGUGGUCAUUCUGGCCGAGGAUAUUGAAAUUAAGAAUAAACUAGCGGAGCACGACAUUGUGGUCCAAACUGUUGAGGAGGUGGCCCCCAUUGAGGUACAACCCGCCAGGGUUCUAUCGCAUCUUUAUACGUAUUUGGGGCGAAAUAAGAAACUGGGACUUACCGGAAGGAAAUCGAAGGAUGUGGGCAUUUUGUGCACCAGUAAACUGUAUUCGCUUGGCGAUCGAAUAUUCGCCUUUACGCCACAGAAUAUUGACAUGAGCGAGUACUACACGAGUUACGACUUGGCACUUCUCGCUGACAAACUGACCACUCACAUCGCGUUUUUGACCAUCAGCUGGCGAAAUCAGCUCGGGAGACCCACCGUCACCCUUGUGGCCACACGUCAUUACUUAGAAAAUGGCAAAAUUCCUUUGGCAAUGAUCACCACCAUGAAAAAACUGAAAUCCGGCUACAUAAACGGCACCAGAGUGACCCUGGGCCACCUGAGUGAGUUUUUGAACACCAGCUCGAUUACUAAUUUGAGUUUCCUCGGGUGCCACGAAGAUGGCGUGCCGGACAAACUGAACCCGCAAGUUUACCGAUACUUGGAGGAGCAUUUGCAGAAGUCUUUGUCGCACAAAGCGGCUCUUCUCACUCCCACCACCCCGAGGAGGCAUAACAGGCACCUUUUAAAGAGACGGAUGUCCGUUAGGGGGGCCGUGAAGAAAACCAGAUCCAUUAAUGUCGAUGCUUUGAAUUAUUGGACGUGGGACACCCCCCCUGCAAAACCCACUACUCCAAACGCGGAAACGCUUGGGAUGGAAAGCAACGAGACCCUGGAACGUAGAGGCUCGAUUUAUUACUCCUCAAACACCGACACGGUCGAUAACGCGUUGGGUGAUUCUAAGAUCGAAAAACCCGGUACGUCACCCAUUUUGGAGAAAAAACUGGAAAUGCCCGUGGUUACGGUAACGAAACACCGUACUCAGAGCGAGAGUCAACAGUAUGCCGAUACUGAGGUGGAGGAGCUUUUUGCGAUGUUAAGGGAAUCGGAAUCUUUGGACGAGCAGGGGGAUAUUCUUCAGUUCUUAGUGGUGUCCAAAGGGCUGGAUUAUAACACUGAUAUGUUGGAGAAUGGGAAAGUUGUUACUGUUAGGGUGCUAUUAAAAGGUCUAUACGAGAAAGCUUGCCAACAAAAGAUGUGGGGUUUAGUCAGACAUACCGCGGGUAUGUUGGGAAAACGCGUGGAAGAUUUAGCGAAAUCCGUAACCGAUUUACUGGUACGCCAAAAGCAAAUCACCGUGGGAAUGCCGCCGAAUAACGAGCACACCAUUACCGCCCCUUUACCGGAAAGCGAAUUAAGGCUCCUAAUACACGAAGCGUACGGCCAGGACGACAGCACGGCAAUGUUAACCCAAGAACUGCUCGUAUAUUUGGCCAUGUUCAUACGCACCGAACCGCAACUGUUCAUGGAAAUGCUUCGGCUCAGAAUCGGUCUCAUUAUACAAGUGAUGGCCACCGAACUGUCGAGAACUCUGAUCUGCGACGGAGACGAGGCUUCUGAGCAUUUGCUCAAUCUGAGCCCGUUCGAAAUGAAGAAUCUUUUGUAUCAUAUUAUUAGCGGCAAGGAGUUUGCUAUUAGCAGCGUUGGCCGAGGCAAUUUCUCCAUAAUAAGCAAUAAGUCUAGCAGGAUUAGUAAGAAAAGCCAUAUAAGUCUAGCAACUGAUUCUGCCUCAGAUGACUUAAUAGAACCGGACAGACAGGGUCAGUGGUUGAGAAGACGACGACUAGACGGGGCCCUCAACAGAGUCCCGAGAGACUUUUACCCAAGAGUAUGGAAAGUUCUGGAACGAUGUCACGGUAUUGAUAUAGCGGGCAAAGUGCUGCCGCAAUGUUUGACCCAAGAAAUGACCCCAGGGGAACUAAAGUUCGCCUUGGCAGUCGAAACCGUUUUAAAUACCAUACCGCAGCCGGAAUAUCGACAGUUGAUCGUUGAGGCCCUCAUGGUUUUAACGUUGGUCACCGAGUAUAACGUGGCGCCGUUUUUAGGGGGAGUGUUGCAGAUCGAGUAUUUGGUGCAUAGGGCUAAUGAGUUGUUUUUGCAAGAUCAGAUGUCUUGCAAUGGGGAUGCAACCCUUUGCUGUGCAAAACCGAAGGACCAACGCGAAACCACCAAUACAGGAAGUCUGUUGUGCGGGGGUGCGGCCUACAUCUGUCAACAUUUCUACGAUAGCGCCCCCAGCGGUUCUUACGGUACCAUGACGUACCUUACGAGGGCCGUAGCGGUUUAUUUGGAUUGCGUCCCUAAGAGUGGGGAGUUGGAGUGUAGUAUUUGUUAGUUUGGAGUUUUUUUGUUUAAGGUCUUAAGAUAGUUUUUAGCGAUGUAUUAUAUGAUGAACAAGUUUAGUUUUGAGUGCAAAAAGUAAUUUUUAGAUUAUUCUACGUUAGUGCAAUAUUUUGAUUUGUUAUGUCUAGUUUGGGUCAUGAUAAAAUAAUAGAAUCAAAAUCCAAGGCAGGAAUGUAAUUUUAAUUAUGUUAGUAAAUUGUAAUUUUAUUUAGAAAAUAAGAAAUAUAUUAUAUUGAAAAUUA